Messenger RNA from Vigna unguiculata (cowpea), 1089 nucleotides. The record is from RefSeq and is a predicted model, not a curated record. Lineage: Eukaryota; Viridiplantae; Streptophyta; Magnoliopsida; Fabales; Fabaceae.
AUGGUAUCAGAGCCUGGUUCUGAUCUAGGGACCUAUUUUUUUUUUCUGCUAUCGUUGCCUCCGCCUCUGCCGCCACCGCCGGCGCCACUGUCGACGCCGCCGCCGGAGUCGUCGCCGGAGUCGCUGCCGGAGUCGCUGCCGGAGCCAUCGCCGCUGCCGGAGCCAUCGCCGCUGCCACUGCCGGAGUCGCCACCACUGUCGCUGUCGAGUUGUCGUCGUCGGAGUGUUAGUUCCAACCGGCGACCAUACAGUUUUGAUCAUCUCUCACGCGCCAUUCAAAGCCGCGUCUCUUCCAGUUCCUCCAUGGUGUCUUCCGCUGCCUCUUUCAGUUCUGAAAUCUCUUCUGUUUCAACCGAUAUACUUGUUAUGUACAACAAAUUUCUUAAAUGGUAUAAGGAUCAACAGUUUUCUAGUUCCACUGCAUCUGUUGCUCACACAGAUACAUCUUUUGUUGGUCUGACUCAAUCUUCUUCUCCUGGUCCUUGGGUUUUUGAUUCAGGAGCCACUGAUCAUAUUACUGGUAACAAAUCUUUGUUCUCUUCUUUAUCCUCUACUAAUCCUUUACCUUCUGUUACACUAGCUGAUGGUUCUAGAGUCUCAUCUCAUGGUGACCAGAGUUCGAAACAGGUGAUUGGCACAGGAUAUGAGUCUCAUGGUCUUUAUCAUCUCCGUCCCUCUACACACAUUGGUGCAGUUAUGGAGUCUCCCUCUCUUAUUCAUGCUCAGUUAGGUCAUCCAAGCCUUGCCAAGUUACAGCAGCUUGUCCCUGCCUUGUCCAAGUUGUCUCGUUUGGAUUGUGAGUCGUGUCAAUUAGGCAAGCAUACUCGUACUUCUUUUCCUCGUAGUGUCACACGUGAUGCUUCGUCCCCUUUUGCCUUGUCACCUGCUCCUCCACCACCUCUUCAAGUUUAUAGUCGCCGUAAUCGAUCACAACCACCACCAUGUGCCUCCACUCCAGUGCCAACUACUUUGUCUCCUCCGACUCUGACACCUGAGUCUGACCUUCCCAUUGCCCUUCGAAAAGUUCUUCCGCCUGAACAUGUUGUUGUGACUUCUGUUACUGAAAGCAAAUUUGAGGGAACUCCAUAA